AUAUAUACAGGGUACGUUAUAUAUACAGGGUACGUUAUAUAUACAGAGUACGUUAUAUAUAUAGAGUACGUUAUAUAUACAGAGCAUGUUAUACAUACAGGGUGCGUUAUAUAUACAGAGCAUGUUAUAUAUACAGGGUACGUUAUAUAUACAGAGCACGUUAUAUAUACAGAGUACGUUAUAUACAGGGUACGUUAUAUAUACAGAGCAUGUUAUAUAUACAGAGUACGUUAUAUAUACAGGGUACGUUAUAUAUACAGAGCACGUUAUAUAUACAGAGUGCGUUUUAUGUGA
This is a messenger RNA of Lottia gigantea (owl limpet), 294 nucleotides long. RefSeq lists its product as hypothetical. The transcript has a single exon. Lineage: Eukaryota; Metazoa; Mollusca; Gastropoda; Lottiidae. The record is from RefSeq and is a predicted model, not a curated record. The annotation marks the transcript as partial.